AUGUCGUCUACGGUGGGCCUCUUGGUGGCUCCUCUUCGCGUCGAUUUUGCUGUGCACCCUGCUAUGAUCUCCCUGGACUUUGAAGCUGACCGUUUAUGCCGACUUAUGCCGUUUUCCUCAAUGCAGUCCUGUUCGAUGCCAUCUUGCUCCAUGCCGUUUUCCUCCAUGUCGUCUUCCUCCAUGUCGUUUGCUCUCCAAGUCCAGGACUCCUCAGAGUCUUUCUUCGCUCUCAAGGUUCAAGACUCCGCAGAGUCUUCACUCAUCCUACCAGCCCUAGACUCUGGCGAGUCUAAGUUACAUCUUGCUUCAGAAGCUCGUCUGUCAGCUUAG
Phaedon cochleariae (mustard beetle) is the source of this 330-nucleotide messenger RNA. NCBI's taxonomy places the organism in Eukaryota, Metazoa, Arthropoda, Insecta, Coleoptera, Chrysomelidae. The record is from the annotation of a GenBank genome assembly.